GUGAAAAAAGACAGAGGUAUAGCGCCAGCUAGUGUUGAUAUACGGUAGACGUUGUCCUGAACGACCGAUGUACACACGAAGAUUGCUGCUGCAUUUAGCGGCAGUCCCAACUUUGCUAGCCCUGCCGCGCCCCGACUUCUAGUCUGGCAGCGCCGGCGACACCCGAUCACGCCCUGAUAUCCAGAUAUCCAAUCGUCUACGCCUACGCUACGGUACAAUUUUCGAGUAGCGAAGUUUCUGACAUUGAUGGCUUUCCAACGUUAAAUUAAAGUAUUGAAUUCCAAAGUGACCAUCUUUUGUUGGCCCAGCCAUGACGAGUGGAGUGAAAUCCCCCCGGAACGUCAACAACGAUCCUGGCCCUAUGGUAGAUUUCUCCUUUGCAAACCUCACAUCGCUUCUAGAAAUUGAUGGUGAAGUGCCGAGGAACAAGACUUCGUGCAAAACCUUGAAUGGAAAGUUCAGAAGUACCUCACUCAAGUUUAAUAAUAACAAGUUGGCAGACUUGGAAGGGCUUGAGAAAGCAGUUGAUCUGCUAGAGAGUCCGUCUGAUCUCGAGUUCCUGGACCUCUCAUUCAAUGAGAUCUUAAAGCUGGACAAUGACAUUCUGCAAUAUCCAAAAUUAAAGAUACUCUAUCUCCAUGGCAACAUGAUCAGCAAGCUGGAAGAAAUCAACAAGCUGGCUGCGCUACCGAACCUGUACAACCUGGCGAUCCACGGGAAUCCCAUCGAAAACGAACCGGAGUUCCGUCCAUACAUCCUCUCCCACUUGCCACACCUCAAGAAAUUGAACUCCGCCCCGAUCACCAAGGCAGACCACAAAGACGCGGAGAGGUGGAAAACUAUUUGUGGAUCCAAGAAGAAAAGGAGAAGACGGAAGGAUACUGAUUAGAGAUUUUUUUUUCGAAGGUCUCUGUAAUAUUCACUCUAACACUGACACCUUGGCUAUCGGGAUGUACAUAUUAUCAGGAAUCUCACAUUAUUUUUAUAAUUCUGAAUAUUUUUUUAAAAUUAUCAUUAUUAAUUUAAUUUGUUUGGAGUCACCUGUGCCUGGGGGGUGAACAGCAGACUGAAUCACUGUGACCCGCUGGUAUGUGUGAUAUGGAGUGUAACUCAUUGAAAAAAAAUACAUGUACAUCUAUAAUACUCCAAAGGUUUCAGUAUGUGGGGCAAGUGGGUAUGCAGGCAUUUUGUGAAUUUACAACAUUGUGCAAAAAGCUUUUGGCAAGCCUCAGGGUUCUUGCACCAUUGUAAAAUACCUGCGAGCAUGCUGCAUAGUCACAGACACAUUUACAACUGUGCAUUAUUUGUAUUAUAACACAUUUUAUAGCAUAAAUUGUAUUAUCCUCUGCACAAUUAUAGAUUUCAUUGUAUUGCUUGGAAAUGUAUUGUUCAAGUUUUUAUAAACUUUGUUGUAGUUUUGUGGUUUUUUUUGUCUGUGUGUUAAUUUUGCCAACUUGCACAUGUGUUUUUUUAUGCUUGAGAAGAAUAUAAACAGAUAAACUGAAUAAUUAGUAUGACACAAUCACACUGGUACAUUAUUUGUACAGUAAUAGUAAUUCCUGCAGCAAGAAAUUUACCCACAUUGUGCUGCACUCAAACCAGGUGAGGUGAAUGGGUUCCUGGCAGGAUGAAUUCCUUGAAUGCACCAAGCACCUUUUGAAGCUGGAGCUAGAGUUGGGGUGAAAUAUAGUGCACCAUUGAAUAGGUAACUAGGUAACCGGUGCCUCAUAAUGCUAUAUGAUAUUAUCAUUAAUACAUUUGAAGUAAUUAGCAUAAUUUGCAUAUUUUUUGUUAGCCUCUACACAAUAUAUAGAUUUUAUUAUAUUGCUUGGAAAUAUAUUGUUCUUAGCCAGGUUUUUUUUGUCUUUGUAUGCCAUCUUGCAAGUGUAUGUAUUGUAAUUGUUUAUUUUAUGCUUGAGAAGAAUUUAGACAAAUAAUGUAACCUAACUGUAUUGUUUGUUUAGACAUGCUGAAUAUAUGUAUCAGUAGAUGAACCAUUAAGAAGGAUCUUUGAUGUAAUAACAUAAUUAACAUCAUGUAUACAGUAUAUUGUAUUCAGCCUAAUUAGCAUAUUUAUGAAAAAUACAUAUUCAGUAUAUCGUACGAAGCCUUAUUAGCAUAAUUAUGAAAUCCAAUACAUAUUCAGUAUAUUGUAGGAAGCCUAAUUAGCAUAUUUAUGAAAAAUACUUAUUCAUUAUAUCAUAGGAAGCCUAAUUAGCAUAUUUAUGAAAUCCAAUACAUUUUCAGUAUAUUGUAGGAAGCCUAAUUAGCAUAUUUAUGAAAUCCAAUACAUAUUCAGUAUAUUGUUACCUAGCAUAUAUUUAUGAGCAACUGAUAUAGAGAAUAAUGUAAUCAGCCUAAUUAGCAUAUUUAUGAAAAGAAAAAAAAUGAUACAUAAAUAUACAGUAUAAUUUAAUCAGCUUGAUUAACAUAUUUAUGCAAAAAAGUCAACCUUAUCCUCGUCAACAACACUGGGAGCUUUUCAUUAAACAAAUAGUGUUUUUUCACUGACAAAUUUGGUCUGAGCCAAUCAGAUGCAAGGCUUUCAGUAGCUUAUAACAAAUAGUGAGAAUUACCAUUUGCUGUGAAUAUGAAAUACUCCCUCUGUAGACAUGUAGAAAUUGUAAACAACUUUCAGAAUUUUUGGUAAAAUGAUUUUGUUAAAAAGAAUGGAUUUAUGUCAUUUAUGGAUGAGGAAGUACAGUGAGCUUGUUGGAUACUUUAUCAUGGGCAAACUUCUUUUAUUAGUCUAAUUAUCAUGACAAUCAAAUUUCACUUGAAUGUAUUAAGGCCACCGCACACCUUAUGACUGUUCGCAAUCCGAUUUUGGAACAAAUCGGAGUUUGCUCAUUUUCUGAAAAUGUGAAUGGAACAUAUCAUUUUAUUUGAGGUUAAAAUUAAUUGAAAGAAUACUAAUAUAACCAUUUUGUAAGAUUGUAAGCCUUUGUUUUGGAGUAAAGGCCAAAUUAGUUUCAAAUCGUAGCCAAUCGUACGACUGCUAUGACCUCAUUACGACUAGAUAUUAAAUUUGCUUUUAUUCUAUGAUGAUUUCGAACAUUACACAGUAAGAUAUUCCAAGUCUCAAUAUUAGCAUCAAAUUCUACUAGGUUUUAUUCCAAAAUUGAGUCGCAGACCGAUCGUAAGGUGUGCGGUCACCUUUAAUUUCUGUUAAAAAAAAACAAAAUCAAGACAUUACAUACAAAUAUAACAUAAUAAAAUCAAUAAGCCAUAUACCUUAGAUGUAGAUAUCAUGUAAUUGUUGAAAGUAGUUCUUUUAAAAUUGAAAUUGGAUGCCCAUUAAAGCAGACUGAUUGUGACAUUUGGUCACCCAGGAAAAAAAGAAAGAAGUGAUCGAACAUAAGAUAAUUUGUAGAACUAAUAUAUCAUAAAUGAAAAAAUAAAACCUUCCAGCAGUUUGAAUAGCAAUAUCAUAGGUGAAUGGCCACUAGGUCUACUCCUGCUUUGUCUGUUUUGUGCUUAGUCUCACCCCUCAUGGUCUAAUCCUUUGUUCAUCUUCAACCAGUUUGUCUAAUUGGUGACACGACAUCUUCUCCAGCGACGAUUGCUCCGAGCUUCAUUUUGUCAAAGAUAUCGGGUUAGGGUUUGCGAUAGGGUUAUAUGUUUGGUUUAGGAUAGGGUAUAGUGUUCAUUCCAGGUUUGAAGUUGGUCAUUCCAUCCAUGUGUGGAAUUUGCAGCGGAGCUAUUGUCGCCGAAGCACAUGUCAUGGAACCCUCUACCUAUUUGGUCUACCCUUAGUUUGUCUAAUUUCCAGUUAGGCUAUACCUAUUUCGUCUAAUAUCCACUUGGUCUAAUGCAACUUAGCCUAAAUGGUUAGAUGAACCAUUUAUGAACCAAAUUUUCAGUUAACAAAGUAAAAUAUAAUAAGGAGAUUAAGUGGAAAUCAGACCAAUUAACAGUGUCAUAUAAUGAGAAUAAGACUAAGUGGAUAUUACACAAGUAUAGACCGAAUGGCAGUUGGCUGAAAUUGAUAAUAGACCAAAUGGGUUUAGCCCAUAUUAGACCUAUCUGAGAAGUAGAACAGCUGCAUGUAAACCAGGUGAGAAUAAACUUUAACAAGGACCCCGAUGAAGAUCAGAUAAGAUAAGAAGUUUAUUUCAAGCGGGCUAUCCUAACAAUCUAAAUUUGUUCAAAUUUAGUAUAAUAUUUUUUGUAUUUCAAUAGUGUUAUAUCAUUCUUUGAUUAUGUAUUGUUCUAUUUGUAUUUUGUAUUUUUGAUUGUGAAUAAAACCAAUCGACCAAGCAA
Messenger RNA from Lytechinus pictus (painted urchin), 4263 nucleotides. RefSeq names its product leucine-rich repeat-containing protein 51-like. The record is from RefSeq and is a predicted model, not a curated record. Bases 311 to 889 code for a protein of 192 amino acids. Lineage: Eukaryota; Metazoa; Echinodermata; Echinoidea; Temnopleuroida; Toxopneustidae. Gene Ontology annotation, molecular function: protein binding. The transcript is spliced from 4 exons.